GGUUUGCCUUUUACCUUUGGUGUUCUGAUUCACAGACCACUUCUUGUCUUUCACUCGUAUUUAAGACUUCUGUCUGCCCCAUCUCCACCCUGUCCACUCCGAAUAAUAUCAUCACGAGAGAACGAAAACCCCGGGUCUACAAAAUAGCUAGUUCUCAAUAAACGAGCCUAUCCCGAAAACUUAGCCCGCUGAGACCCCUUUUUUAUCGUCGCGCAUCCAUUACACCGGAGCCAAUCUUACUCGACGACUUUUGCGCCCGACACCAAAACAACAAGAGAACAUAAGUUCAUAACCACCCACCAAAAAAAGCAACCAUCAACACAAAAGACAUCGCCAACCAUGCUCGAAAACAUGUUCAAGACAGGCCUCCGCCUGGCCCAGCUCCUCUGGACCCUCCUCGUCACCGCCCUCAUCGGCAACGUAAUCGACCUCAACCGCAACGGGCCCAUGGCAGCCGUGAACUUCGCCAUGUUCACCGCCGUCCUCUCCUGGAUCGCCGCCCUCUACGGCCUGGCGGCGUCCCUCUUCUCCUCCCUCGCCAUCCCGCUCGUGACCCUCGUCCUCGACGGCCUGGCGACCAUCUUCACCUUCAUCGCCGCCGUCGUGCUCUCCGCCCGCCUGGGCGCCGUGAACUGUGACGUCACCGCCGGUCGCUCGGGCGACUGGAUCGCAUACGGCGCCGCCGACACCGAGAAGCGGUGUCGCACCAUCCAGGCCUCCCUCGUCUUCAUGUGGUUCCUCUUCGCCUGCUUCGCUGCCGGCCUCGUCUUCGCGUUCGCCGACUUCCGUCGGAGCGGUGGCUCCAUUCGCGGGUCGAGGCCUAAUAUGACCCAGGUCUAAUCGACGUGCCAUCGCACGCAAAGAAAAAAAAAAAAAAAAACCCCCCAUGCUACAAGGACAAGGGCGCCCCGUGCUUCUUGUAUGUCCCAGAAAGGUUGACGUGAAGAG
Molecule: messenger RNA, 948 nt
Organism: Sodiomyces alkalinus F11
Lineage: Eukaryota; Fungi; Ascomycota; Sordariomycetes; Glomerellales; Plectosphaerellaceae
Exons: 2
Coding region: 352-840 (162 amino acids)
Biological process (GO): eisosome assembly; protein localization to plasma membrane
Cellular component (GO): plasma membrane; eisosome
Source: RefSeq, a predicted model, not a curated record